This is a messenger RNA of Oncorhynchus gorbuscha (pink salmon), 5089 nucleotides long. RefSeq lists its product as uncharacterized. The coding region runs from base 2946 to 3782 and encodes 278 amino acids. The transcript is spliced from 5 exons. The record is from RefSeq and is a predicted model, not a curated record. Lineage: Eukaryota; Metazoa; Chordata; Actinopteri; Salmoniformes; Salmonidae.
UAACGUCCACCAGCCAAUCUGAACCUGGGGACGAGGUUAAUGAAUCCCCAACAAAGUCAAGUCUCUGGUCACAGUUCAGGAAAGGAACCGGGGCUUCGUUUGGGUUAAGAAACCAAGCUGAAAAGGAUAGUAAAACCAGCCUCAUUAGAUCGGAAUAUAUGACUUCUUAAUAUGACUUCUUCGAAAGUACAUCAACACUGACAGACGUCUGGCAGGUCGUUCAAGGAACAACCCUGGAAGACUGAAGGGAGUUGUGUCGUGUACUGUAAGUGGAAGACCCACCAUCUCACUAUCAUUCGGAGGAAGCAGCGAUCCACAGGGAGGACUUAUGAUGUGGCCAACAAGGAGAACGAAAUGGCCUGUGUGCAGAGCAUGUAAGAGAUCGUCUACAUGGACCCAUGGGAGUUUCCACCCACUGCCCAUCAUACUAACAAGACUGACGAGGCUGGUUCAAAAGACAAUGACUACUUCACAGAGGUGUGAAAUAUCAGUAGUCUGUUUGCCUGAAGGGUUGAUUGUCUCGUCAUCGUGAUAUGCUUGGUGUCACAAAUAUUUGAAUGUAUUCCACCUCCGGUGUUCUGCUUUCCACAAUACAAAGCUGCUCUUUGGAAGAAAUCUGAGACUAAAUCUAGCCUUGACCCUGUGACGAAGAAAUGUUGGAGAACUGCUUACAUAUUUUUUAAGGAUCAAAGACACUUGUAAGUAAUAACAAAAAAGUAUAUUUCGAAUGUUUUUUUCCUGGUAAAAAAAAACAAUGAUUACAAUGGACGUUUAAUGCCAUUUCUGUAUUAUUUAUCUAAUCUUUCCCCGAUAGUCUUGACGAUGAGUCAGAGUCAUCCAGUGUUUCCAUUGGCUGUUGUGUUGACCUUUUCCCGUAGAUAGACCAUACAUAGUUCAAGAGAAAAUAGCCUAAUUAAUGGAAAAAGCAUCUAAUCAAACAAUUACAUUAUUUUCAAUCAACUCUGCAACUCUUCCAACAUUUACAUUUUUCCAAACUGCCACCAGUUUGAUACCAAAACAGUUCCUAGUUAUAUACCCUCCUUUUGCAACACUAUUUAAAAUACAUGAUCACUUGAACAUAAGUACAAAUAGUCUUUGUGAUGUAUGUGACAUUCGUUCCUGUUUUUCAGGCUAUAGACUCUUACCUGUUUCAGUUGCCAUGCUUGCAAUGGUGGCCCAUGUCAAGCUCAAGUCCUGAUGACUUUGUUUCCAAAUUCCCAUUGUGAAACAACUCACAAGAACCAAAUGGACUUGUGACUCAAUGAACAGCACUACUUGAAGUGUUAUGCUUGGAAAAACAUAACCUAGUUCAUUUGAGGGCUGCUAAAGAGUGUCUAUCUGACUCGGAGAGACACUCCAGACAAUGAUUGUGCCUAAUUCUUGUUAAUGGCACAGAGCAGUCAAACAGGAUUUCCCUGUGUUUUAUAUACUGUAUAUUUCCACGCUAUGAGGUUGGAAUAAUAAUGUGAAAUUGUGGAAAUUAUAAUAAUUCCCUUCUAGUGUAAGAGCUGUUUGAAAGGACUGACAUUUCUGACUUUCAGUGGUAUGGGGUUUUGGUCUUCCAUGGUACUAUCACCAUGCGGUACAUUAGUUAAUAGACCAAUGAGAAAGAGAAUUCCAAACAUCUCUGCCAAUGACAGCUAAUUUCCACUCCAACCACUCCCAGAAAGUCCUAGCAAAGUUCUUGAUGAAAGCAAUUGCUCUUUGCUAAGAAGCUAUUUUUGUUUCUUUUUGACCAUUUUAAUUGAAAACAAUCACAGUAAAAGUACUUAGUUGUUACCCAGAAGUGAUUUGAUAUUGAGCUAAAAAUGGCUGCAUUGGAUCUUUAAAGCCUUAUCAUUGAAUUAGAAUUUGAUAUGACCACAAUGCCAUCAUGAUUUCAUCUCAACGGCACAACAUUGAUCCAAAGGAUGAAAGCGCAUAGAACUGUCUGGUUACAGUAGUGAACCAUUUGAAGUUGUAUUUAGUUCAUUAAAAUGGUACUUAAACUUGUUUUAUUGAAAACAAAUAAAUGGUGAAUAGUCUGGGUAGCCACUUGACUAGAUGGUCAGGAGUCUUAUGGCUUGGGCGUAGAAGCUGUUUUAGAAGCCUCUUGGACCUGGCGCUCCGGUUAAUAGCAACCGCCACUGCUGAAGGUUUCAUUUUUGUUUAGUCAGGCUAUUGAAAUAUUCCAAGCCCUAGUUAGAGCCCAUAACAAGGACCCAGAGUAUAAAUAAUGCCUGGAGUUUUUCUUGGUCAGGUCACAUGUUAGAAAAUAUUCCUGGCCUUAUUCAUAAGGUACAUCUACAGUAUGUGUUGUGUUAGUGCACAGGUCCUCCAGACAUAGUUUAAAUUCACUGUUUGAAUCAUCAUGAAGAUAAGUUGUUUAGGCCUUAUCAUUUAUGGUGCUUUGUUUAUGACUCUCUUUGUAUAUGAAAACAAAUUGCUGUAAAAUACCUCUUUGCAUAACAGGGACAUGGUGAUACAGUAUUUGUGAGGAUGGGGGAACACAUUUAGGGGAUGCCAGUUUUAAAAGUUGUCUUGUUUGUUGUUCUACUUGAUCAGCUAAAACAAACUGACAUUGCAACACCAAGACAAAGGUUACAAUCGCUUCUUCCCAGCAGUGGAGGAAGUGUUCAGAAGGUGAGAUAUUAGGCAACCAUCCCACUUGACACAGAUACGUUGAAGGUUGCUUUAACCCAUGGUGUUUCCUAUUGUGACGUGAAGCUGAGGCUGAAGUCCAGUCGUGACUGGCCUGUAGAGGCUGUGUGGAAGGGACUGCACCUCAGUGGACUGGUUGGCAGUCUGGGUGGCCUUGUUUGUUCUCUCUCUCUCUCUCUCUCUCUCUCCUCCCCCCAUAUAGUGCUAUCAAAGUACAAUGUGUGUAUAACGGUUUAUGGUCACAGAGCGCAGCACACAAACACACACAGUGGAACAGUAGCAGUGAAGGAAGUUCCCGUUAGAAGAUGCAGAGUUUUGGGACAUGGACAGUAGCAGCAGCACUGGUGAUCAGUCUGAUGGGAGUACACACUAAACACCUGGUAGCUGAGAACACCCAUCUCCUGACCUCUGAAGAGCACGAAAUGGUCCUCAACCAGGGAAUGAAAGAGUACCCCAGGGACUGCUAUGAGAUGUUGAUGGGUUCAGGGGGUCAGGCCAGAGAUGGAGUGUACUUGAUUCAGCCAGCUGACUACCCCAUCCUGGCCUACUGCGCCAUGCAAGAUGGUGGUUGGACUGUAGUACAGCACAUCACGGUUAACAGCAGCGUGGACUUCGACCGCACCUGGGUCGAAUACAAGCAGGGUUUUGGGUUGCUGAAUGGUGACCACUGGCUGGGGAACGAACACCUCCACCAUCUCACCCGAGGGCCAGGACGCUACAAGCUGGGGGUCAAGCUGGUGGACAAAGAUGCCGUCGCCAAGAUUGGCGAGUAUGACCCUUUCAUGGUGGAGGACGAGCGGUCUGGGUUCAGGCUGCGUCUUGGUCUGUUCCAGGGCUCUGCCUUAGACGCUCUCACCCAGGACACAGAGAACUACCUGCAUGACAACCAGAGGUUUACCACCAAGGACCGAGACAAUGACAACUACUUCCAAAACUGUGCUAAGCUGGAGUUCCAGGGUGUGGCGGGAGGGGGCUGGUGGUACGACGCCUGUGCUGGGGCCAACCUCAACCGCAGGAACGUGAUCUACUGGCAGAAGGACUGCAACAAAGAGCACCUGUGUAAAUACGCCUGGAUGAUGGUAAAGCCCUCAGACACAGUAAAGGUGGUCCACACUGGGGACUGUAAGAAGGAUGAACUGUGAGUCUGUUGUCUGGAGAUUAGGUUGAUCCAUGCCAUCUGUGGUUAUUCUAACGCAGUGCUUCUCAAAACAUUGUUUACGUAAUAGAGACAAUAGUUCAACACAUUUAAUUCAGAAAUACAUAGAGACAUAUGAUCACAAAAUGCUGUAAAGGAAACAGUUCAGUAUCAACUGAUUCGUCACGCAUUUGUUUUAAGUCAUAAAAAAAAGCUAUAGUUAUUUUGGGGUCUUCAUACAUUUAAAUCUCCCCCUCUACCUUUCCCCCAGAACUGUAUGUCUAAAUGAUCAGAGACCACAUUUUGUGGUCAUUAUAUCAUAGCUUAUUACACACGUAAAACCACUUUUGCUGUAUUUAUUUACUCACCUAAUAUCACUGAACGAAUGUGUUGGUUGUUGGCACAAAAAACAAGAUAUACUGGAUCAAAAUAAGAUUCAAUCCAGUAAGUUUACAGUAGAUUUUCUGAUGACACACUUGAUUAAAUAACUCGAUUUGAACGUUUUUGGAUUGUUCUGGUCAAUUGAAAUUCUGUAAAUGUAAUGUCUAGCAAUGGGGACAUGAGAAUUAUACAGUACAGAAUGACCAAAACAAAAGCCUGUCUCCUGAGUACAGACAGAUGUUAAACACAUUCUAAUGAAUACAGGACACAGAACAGUGCAUGAAUCAAAGCCUACGGUCUCCCACUCAGUAUGGAUGUAAAUGUUGAGGGCUGUCACUGUACUGGGUGACUUAUAGUGACCCUGGACAGAUUAAAUCACUCCCUGAUAUGAUCCCAUGCUUAGGCCUGAACUGAACCCACUCUGAUUGAUUAAAGGCUAAUCCUUAUCUGACAAGUCAUUUGUCAGGUGUAUACUUUAUGCGGAAGUGUCCCAUAAACUAUUGCAUGAAAUCACAUGUUUUACACAGUUUAUGUGCAGAUUAAAGCUGCUGAGUUGAGAGUAAGACUAAUCGUUAAAUAGAAUUUGAUAUCGCAAACUCAGCAUUUACUUUAAUCAAAUCUCUUCCCCUCUGUUUCUGUGGUGUCUGGAUUCAUUUGGAUUGAGGGAUGAAUACAUUUGUACUGUAUAUGUGUUUGUGCUUGUGUAUUGGUGGAAAGAUUGGCUGUUGAAUGUUUGAUUAUUAGUAUCUGACAAAAGUCAAUGGUACAUGUGAACAAGGCUUUGAUGAUCAGAGUGUACAAUCAUUUGUUAUCCAGCUCACUCUGAAAUCAAGUCAAGAACUGUGAUAGCCCUUAAAAUAAACACAAUGUAGUCUAACAUAAUGCCUAGAAAACAUUCAGAACAUGUUUUUCUAUUAAAUAUCUCUAACUUUU